AUGCUUUCUUUAUAUCAUCUCGCAACGACUUUGUUAACCCUCGGACAGCUGGCCAACGCAACCUUAUUGACAAGAGAACAAAGAGCCCGUUGCGAUUCCCAGCCCGGCGCGGAUAUAUUGGCUCUGCACGAGCAGCUGGCAAAGGGCGAGCAACACUUGACUCGCCGCGAUGCCGGUGAACUGAUUUCGUUGGAUGCUUGGGUUCACGUUGUUACUACCACUUACGCCAGAAACGGCAGCUGGCCUACUAAGGAGCAAAUUGCCGAAGAGAUGAAGCUCCUCAACAACGCAUAUGCACCAAGUAAUCUCACCUUCAACCUCGUUAACACGACCUGGACCAAGAACACCACAUGGGCCAUGUAUCCGAAACUCUACGAAAAGGAUCUCAAGACCAAGUUGCACCGUGGCACCUCGCGCACGUUGAAUCUCUACUACGUGCCCGGCCUGCGGACCGGGGGUGUCUGCAGAUUCCCCAACAUGAACGCCUUCGAAGGCGAGGCGCUGGCUAUGGAUGGCUGCAUGGUUGGCUCCCAAUCCCUGCCCGGCGGCGCACGCGCAACCGGGGGUCGCACCACUGUCCACGAGGUUGGGCACUGGUUUGGUCUGUUGCACACCUUCCAGGGCGGCUGUAACGAGAACGGUGGGGACUUCAUCGCCGACACUCCCGCCGAAGCUUCUCCCGCCAACGAUUCUCCCGACUGGGCAAAGUGCCCAGUAGGCCGUGAUACCUGUCCCGACUUGCCCGGUCUCGAUCCAAUUGACAAUCACAUGGACUACACCUAUUACAAAUGCCGCAACCGUUUUACACCUGGCCAGACAGCCCGCAUGAGAGGACUCCUCUCCUUGGUCCGCCUAGGCAGCUUGAAUAAGCGCGAGAUUGACUAG
Molecule: messenger RNA, 885 nt
Organism: Pochonia chlamydosporia 170
Lineage: Eukaryota; Fungi; Ascomycota; Sordariomycetes; Hypocreales; Clavicipitaceae
Product: metalloprotease
Exons: 3
Coding region: 1-885 (294 amino acids)
Molecular function (GO): metallopeptidase activity
Source: RefSeq, a predicted model, not a curated record